Messenger RNA from Purpureocillium lilacinum, 1440 nucleotides. RefSeq lists its product as uncharacterized. NCBI's taxonomy places the organism in Eukaryota, Fungi, Ascomycota, Sordariomycetes, Hypocreales, Ophiocordycipitaceae. Gene Ontology annotation, biological process: GABA catabolic process. The record is from RefSeq and is a predicted model, not a curated record. Gene Ontology annotation, molecular function: succinate-semialdehyde dehydrogenase (NAD+) activity.
AUGUCGGCGUCCAGUUCGUCAUUCACAGUGCCUUUCUUCAUUGGUGGCAAAGACACCAGCGCGGACAAGAGCUUCGAUGUCGUCUCGCCCAGUGAUGGCAAGGUCGCGCACCGCUGCGGCUCUGCCACGCUGGCGGACGCCAGCGCCGCGAUAGCAGCGGCCGCCGACGCGUUCAAGACAUGGCGCAGGACGACACCGGUGCAACGUCGUGACAUAUUCCUCAAGGCAGCCGACAUCAUGGCCGCCCGCCGCGAGGAACUGGCCGGCUACAUGGCGACCGAGACGGGGGCCACUCCUCCGUGGUGCAACUUCAACUUGGAUGUCGGAAUAGGCAUGCUCAAGGACAUUGCCGGCCGCAUUGCUACUCUUGAGGGCUCGUUCCCGGCCUUGAUGGACCCCAACACAAGCGCCAUCGUCAUGCGAGAACCCUACGGCGUCGUCCUGGCCAUGGCCCCUUGGAACGCCCCUUUCAUCCUAGGGACUCGCUGCGUCGCAUUUCCCAUUGCGGCGGGCAACACAGUCGUCUUCAAAGGCUCUGAAGUGGCGCCGCGGACAAUGUCGGCCAUUGUGUCCGUGUUUCGGGAAGCAGGACUGCCGGACGGCGUGCUAAACUUCAUUGUGCACGAGCCUUCCGCCGCUGCCGAAAUUACCGCCCACGCUAUUGCCCAUCCCCAAGUCAAGAAGAUCAACUUUACAGGAAGCACUCAGGUUGGGCGCAUCAUCGGGCGCCUGGCUGGAGAGAACCUCAAGCCUCUCGUCCUGGAGCUGGGCGGCAAGGCACCGGCGAUUGUCUGGGAGGACGCUGAUCUACAGCUCGCCGCCGACCAGUGCGCAUUGGGCUCUUUCCUUCACUCGGGCCAGAUUUGCAUGAGCACGGAAAAGAUACUCGUGCACGAGUCCGUCAAGAAGGACUUCUUGGACAAGCUCGUCGCUGCCGUUGAGAAGAUAUUCCCCACCGGCGGCGAUGCGUUGACGCUCAUCAACAGCACCGCUGUCGACAAGAAUAAGGCGCUCGUGAAGGAUGCGACGAGCAAAGGUGCUUCCGUGGUGUUUGGCAACCCUGACGCCCAGGAGGCAAGCGGCACACGUCUCCGACCCAUCGUCGUGGACAAUGUGACGACAGACAUGGAGCUGUACCGAACCGAGUCGUUUGGGCCGACCGUAUCCGUCAUCGGCAUCGAGUCCGAAGACGAGGCGAUCCGGAUCGCCAACGACACCGAGUAUGGGCUCACUUCUGCCGUUUUCACAGAGGACCUGAGGCGAGGCCUGCGCUUUGCGCGCGAGAUCGAGACGGGAGCGGUGCACAUCAACAACAUGACGGUCCACGACGAGACAGCGCUGCCUCAUGGCGGUGCCAAGGCCAGCGGCUACGGACGCUUCAAUGCUUCAAAGGGUCUGGAUGAGUGGGUUCGCACAAAGAACGUCACGUUCAAGCACUGA